UUCCCUCCCCCCACGUGUGUACAUCGGUCUCGGGUGGAAUGAUUGUUGAUGUACACCUAUGAGUAGAAACGUAUCAAAAUUACUGUUGUAAUAUAUAUUUAUCGGAGUAAUGUUGAAAUCAAAAACUUUCGUAAAGAAAACCCGAUCAGGCGGGAUCAUGAAAAUAGUCCGUGAGCAUUACCUGCGAGACGAUAUUUGGUGCGGAAGUGAAGUUUGUACAGAAUGCAAGCAAGAAGAGACUGUGUUGCAGAAAGACGCUUGCAUUGAAAGCAACUUGUGUUCUUUCCCACACUAUUUACUCCCAGACACAAAUAUUGUGUUGAGCCAGAUUGAUAUCCUGGAGGAUCCCUUGAUCAAGAACGUGAUCAUUCUGCAGACUGUACUCCAAGAGGUCCGCCACAGGAGCGCUCCCAUCUACAAGCGGUUGAAAGACAUCCUUCACGACAAGGAAAAACACUUUUACACUUUCACUAACGAACAUCACAGAGAAACGUAUAUAGAGAGAGAGCAGGGGGAAAGCGCCAACGAUCGUAAUGACAGAGCCAUCCGCAUAUCUACCAAGUGGUACAGCGAUCACCUGAACAACACCCCUACUACGGACAAGAGGUUAAAGGUUGUUUUGCUGACCAACGACCGGGGCAACAAGGAGAAAGCAGAGGAGUCCGGCCUGCUCACAUACAGAUGUGAGGAGUACGUCAAGAGUCUGAUAGCCAACCCUGAGCUGGUGGAUCGACUGGCUUUGACCAACGAUGACAAGAAUGAGAUCACCAGCAGUAAGGUGUUGUUCCCGGAGCACCUGCCCCUGUCUAGGAUCCAGUCUGGGAUUAAGAGUGGGACUUUCCAACAGGGAACGUUCCGGGCUAGCAGAGACAACUACCUGGAGGCUACUGUGUUUGUCCACGGAGAAGGAGAUGACAGUACAGAGGUUCUGAUCCAAGGCCUGCAGAACCUGAACAGGGCUGUCCAUCAGGACCUGGUUGCUGUGGAGAUCCUGCCUCUGAACCAAUGGGUGGCUCCGUCCUCUGUGGUGCUGCAGGACGAGGGGCCCAAGGAGGAUGAUGUCACAGAGGAGGAGGAGGCAGAGUUGAAGAGUGGUCCGUCUGGGGCGGCGUCACGGAAGCCCACAGGCAGGGUGGUGGGCAUCAUCAAGAGGAACUGGAGACCCUUCUGUGGCAUGCUCUUCCUGUCCCAAAUCAAAGAGGCGACCCGUCACCUCUUCACCCCAGCCGACCGCCGUAUCCCCAGGAUCCGUAUAGAGACGCGCCAGGCGGCCACGUUGGCAGGACAGAGGAUCAUGGUGGCCGUUGACGGCUGGCCCAAGCACUCCAGAUACCCUAAUGGCCAUUUUGUUCGUAGUCUGGGAAGUGCAGGGGACAAGGAGACGGAGACGGAGGUGCUACUGCUGGAGCAUGAUGUCCCUCACCAGGACUUCUCACAGGCCGUCCUCAGUUUCCUCCCCAAGAUGCCCUGGAACAUCACAGAGGAGGACAUGGCUGUGAGAGAGGACCUGAGGAACCUGACCGUCUGCAGUGUGGAUCCUCCUGGCUGUACGGACAUAGAUGAUGCUCUGCACUGUAGAGACCUGCCCAAUGGAAACCAAGAGGUUGGUGUCCACAUUGCUGAUGUGAGCCACUUCAUCCGGCCAGGCAACGCUAUGGACCUGGAGGCUGCUAACAGAGGAACUACAGUCUACCUGACUGGAAGGAGGAUCGACAUGGUUCCUGAACUGCUGAGCUCCAACCUGUGUUCUCUACGGUCCAGUGUGGAGAGGCUGGCCUUCUCUUGUAUAUGGGAGAUCAACGACAAGGCUGAGAUAGUCAAGACCAGAUUCACUAAAAGUGUCAUCAACUCCAAGGCCUCGCUGACGUACGCCGAGGCCCAGAUGAGGAUUGAUGACGCCAACAUGAAUGAUGACACCACCAAGAGCUUACGAGGCCUGAACAGACUAGCCAAGAUCCUGAAGAAACGGAGGAUAGAGAAAGGGUGAGUUUUACCUUGUCACUGGGUUAUAACAUCCAGCAGUAGAUCUCUGCUCAGAGACUUGAUGUUCACGCUGUAUCGGUGGGUUCAAAUUCAAAUAACUUUAUUGUUCCCCAGGGAGACCAACUCGAUGGUGGAGGAGUUCAUGUUGCUGGCCAACAUCUCAGUAGCUCAGAAGAUUUAUGAUGAGUUCUCAGAGUGCGCUCUUCUCAGGAAGCACCCCGCCCCUCCUCCAUCUAACUACGACAUCCUCAACAAGGCUGCCAAGUCUAAGGACAUGGUGAUCCACACGGACUCGGCCAAGGCUCUAGCUGACUCUCUGGACGCGGCCCAGGUGGACGGCUUCCCUUACUUCAACACCUUGCUGCGUAUCCUAGCAACACGCUGCAUGAUGCAGGCUGUGUACUUCUGCUCCGGGAUGGACAGUGACUUCCACCACUAUGGACUGGCCUCUCCCAUCUACACACACUUCACCUCACCUAUCAGACGAUACUCUGACAUCAUCGUGCAUCGGCUGCUGGCUGUAGCCAUUGGAGCAGACAGCACUUACCCAGACCUGAUGGACAAACACAAGCAGUCUGCCCUCUGCAACAACCUCAACUACAGACACAAGAUGGCCCAGUACGCACAGCGAGCCUCUGUAGCCUACCACACACAGCUGUUCUUCAAGAGCAGAGGCAUCCUGAACGAAGAGGGCUUCAUCCUGUUUGUGAGGAAGAACGCCAUCAUCGUCCUCAUCCCUAAGUUUGGUCUGGAGGGAACGGUGUUCUUUGAGAACAAAGAUAAACCCAGCCCCAAACUGAUCUUCAACGAAGAGGCUCCUAGUCUGACGGUGGAGGGCCACUCCUUCAACAUGUUUGACAAGGUCAAAGUGACCAUCAGUCUGGAUGCGUCCAACGUCCAGCACCAGAAGAUCAGGAUGUCCCUGGUCGAACCUGUGAUCUCUGGAGUGAGUGUGGCGCCGUCUGAACCAGAACCAGAGGUCAAGAGAGCCAAACUGGACCGUUGAACAACACCAUCCUCAGACUGAAACUCUUCUCCGAGCUCAGUUUAGAGUUAUUUUAAAUGUUUAGCUUUUCUACAUUACAAUCACAGAACAUCCUGUGGUUAAUAUGGUUAUGAUUUUAAAACCUUCAGUCAGAACCUUUUUUCCUUGAAUGUCAUCUUUCCAGGUAAAUGUUAAUGGGAUGCCAGUAACCUAUAGAAUGUUAAUGGGAUGCCAGUAACCUAUAGAAUGCCAGUAACCUAUAGAAUGUUAAUGGGAUGCCAGUAACCUAUAGAAUGUUAAUGGGAUGCCAGUAACCUAUAGAAUGUCAUCUUUCCAGGUAAAUGUUAAUGGGAUGCCAGUAACCUAUAGAAUGUCAUCUUUCCAGGUAAAUGUUAAUGGGAUGCCAGUAACCUAUAGAAUGGGAUGAUAUACUGUGGCAAGACAAUGAUAUAUUGUAUUUCUAGUCCUGACCCAUGGGGUUUGUACGGUCUAUUCUGGACGGAAUGUUACCUUGUACAACUCUCAAUAAAGCUCCUGGUUUUAGCCAAUAUUCCUUUUCUCA
This is a messenger RNA of Oncorhynchus tshawytscha (Chinook salmon), 3530 nucleotides long. RefSeq names its product DIS3 exosome endoribonuclease and 3'-5' exoribonuclease (gene dis3). The transcript has 19 exons. Gene Ontology annotation, biological process: rRNA catabolic process. NCBI's taxonomy places the organism in Eukaryota, Metazoa, Chordata, Actinopteri, Salmoniformes, Salmonidae. Gene Ontology annotation, cellular component: cytoplasmic exosome (RNase complex); nuclear exosome (RNase complex). Gene Ontology annotation, molecular function: 3'-5'-RNA exonuclease activity; endonuclease activity; RNA binding. The record is from RefSeq and is a predicted model, not a curated record.